GCCCAUCUGCUCCUGGCAGCAGCCUGUGCCUCCUGUCUCCUGCAGCCACCUGGGGAGGCUCCCUGACAAGGGCAGUUUCCAUCAGCUCUCACGUCAGGACCCCCCCGGUGAGGUGUGCGAGGCAGCGCCUGCUGGGGCCCAGCAGCCACACGGGGAGUGGAUGGAGGAUGCUGCUCCCACCGCGUACCUGUCGGCUUCUUCGGCUCUGCUGACCAAGCGCCCUCCACCUCUGGCCUGCACCCUGUCAGCAGACCCUCAAGAAGACCGACCUGACUUGCAGAGAAUCCCUCUGGGCACCGUUGCUGGGAGCUUACCUCUAGGUAACUCCGGUUUGGCAUCCCCCAUCUCAGGCCUUGUCCGCACAAGUUGUCCCAUUUCGUUCCUCUGCCAGUGGUGGAAGAUUACCAAGGCCUUGUUCUUCACCUCAUCACAGCACGAGUCCCACCACGAGCACCUGUCCCACCACCCACCGGAGGCCUCCUUCUCGGGAGCACCCCCAGACAGGCAGGUAGAGGCUGGUAGCCCCUCAUUUGUCAACGCUGAGGUCCAGAAGAUGCUGAACAUACAGAUCACCCAAAGAGUAGAACUGAUGAUUGGGAAGAAGAAAGAAAAGGAUGUGUCAUUUUUGAAACAGCUGAGCUCAGACUACCACCUGAACUCUUCAGGGAAUACGUGGAAAUCACUGGGUGCUGAGCGGGACACCACAACCUCCCAAUCCCUCUGGACCCUGAAAGACAAACCAGAGCAGCUGCCCGGUUCUCAGCAGCUCUCCUAUCCCAAGGCCUUGGGGGACCAUUUACAGCAGAAAUGCAGCCAGCUCUACUGGGGUCUCCCCUCUCUGCACAGCGAGUCCCUGGUGGCUACUGCCUUGGUCUCUAGGAGCUCUUCUCAACUACAGGCCCCCUCCGUUUUAUUCAAUGGCAUCUCUAAUCGCUUUCCAGUUCCCAUCUGGCCUGAAAUACCUUCACGGCUUUCCCAGGCCCCACCCUUGCCCUAUCCUGGGGCCCAACCUCAACCUUUGACUCCAAACUUGCCCCAGUUCCAGCCCCCACCUCUGCCCCAGACCCAGACCCAGGCCCAUCUGGCAUCCUCUCCCCCAACCCGAACACCUUCUUCUCCACUUCAGAUGAGGACCUGUGGGGUAUCUUGCCCGACACACCAGAAUAAGACACAAUCUUUCAUCCCAACUAAAAUACACCUGGAAUUGUUCUCGCUGCAGAAGCAACUGAAAAGGGAGAGGGCUUUACCCUCUGUGGUAAAAAGAUCUGAAGAAGUCUUUAGCCAACUGAUUCCCAAUCUUCCCCAAGACAGUGGGGCCUCCCAUGCCCACAAGUCAGUUUCCACCCUUCAUGGGGACUUGAUCAGCCCUAAUCUCCAAAAGCAACAUCUUCAAAAGAGGCUCAUCAAAGAUGAACACCAGGAUGUCCUGCCCCACAGGAUCCAAGUGUCUCUGGAACUGAUGCAGCCUCAGAAUGAAUUCCCAGGGGCUUAUCAGGCACAGGGCAAGCAGGAGCCCUCACAGCCCUCUGCAUUUGUAGACGAAAGCAGCCAGGACACACAGAAAAUGUGGUCCAGGUGCCCUAGAAAGUCCCAUGGGAGGAGUGAAUUAAAGUUCCAGGUAGGGAAGGCCGUUAGCAGAGGUCUAGGGAAAUGUCUGAAGGGGAUCCCAGAUCUCUCCAGGGGCUCAGCCAGCUUCCCAGCGAAGGUUCCGGGAAUGAACUCUGAGGAGUCAGAAAGAUACUUGAUGAGGCCCUCGAAGACGGACUCAGGAAAUUGCUUACCCAGGGACCCAGAUAAGAAACAUCUAGAAAAAAUCUUGAAAGUCCAUUUGGGCAUGAAGUCAGUGCAGAUCAAGGAGGGUUUGAUCCCUGUGAGCGUGCGUCAGUCAUGGCUUGCUGCCAACUAUGUUUGUCCCAAGUCCCACAUUCACAUGGAAACAGGAAAUCCAGCAUCCUUGAAGGGUCCGGAACGCUGUGUGAACACCUCCUGUGAGCACUCUGUCCUCAGUCCACACACUCGACAGGUGCUGGAAGCGCAUAUUAUAAAGCUUCAAGUGAAACAUCAGUGGGGCCUACCCCUCAAGGUCCUCAAGUCCAUAAAAGUCUUUAAGUUGAAAAAGGUUCAACCCUCGCCCCUUCCACGGUCUGCCUUUCCCCCCUCAACUGCCUGUGUAUCUGGGGCCCACUCAAAAGCCAACUUCACCAAGGUCUUGGGAAAACCUCUUCAGCCCCGACAAAGAGAAAAACUGAUAACAAAAGAGUCCAUUCCCACCCUGGCGAGUCCCCUCCCUGCCCCCUCACCUGUAUGUGAAGAAAUCCAGAAGGCCUUAGGAGGCACACCACCUGGUGAUGGGCCCUCAGAGGCCCCUCUUACUGGACAAGAGGGCAGGCCACCUUCUCAGUCCCUCACAUGCAGCCUUGUGGGCAGAAACUGGCACAGUGAGAUCGUCAUGGGGGCCGAGAAAGGCAGCCCGGAGCCGAGUCCAAGUUCAGCAACGGCCAGGAAUGAGCCAAGGUUGGAGAGUGGGGAUCAGGCCUCACGAGACCCCUGCCGUAGUUCCAGUCCCCAGAAGGAAUGCACCAGUGGGGACACCCCAGCUUCCCAGGUGCCAUAUGACUUCACAUCGAGUGCACGGAGAAGCCGGGGUCAGCAGGAGCCCAGGACACCAAAAGUUAAGGACCCACAUGAGAGCCAGAGCAAGAUAUUUGCCCAAACUGACAAGAGGGCUGACUGUAGGAGGCCCAAACCAGGAGAGACCGAGGAGAGCUAUGACUGUGCGGUGCUCACCAUCUGA
Ceratotherium simum simum (southern white rhinoceros) is the source of this 2794-nucleotide messenger RNA. RefSeq names its product spermatogenesis-associated protein 31E1. The record is from RefSeq and is a predicted model, not a curated record. Lineage: Eukaryota; Metazoa; Chordata; Mammalia; Perissodactyla; Rhinocerotidae.